UUCGUGAUUCUAUUCAAGUUAUUGAAUUAUUAAAGAAAGAUGUCUGGCUGAGAAUCAAAACGGUUUUGUAAAAAUUACCUUGUAAAUAGUUAUGGAAAAUACGUGUAGAUUGUGUUUAAAUGUUUCUCCUGAAAUUGUUGAGGAGUUAUUGGAAGGAUGUGAUGUUUUGCACAAGUUGUCAAAAUGUUUCUCAUACUACGUACGUACCUAUUUCAAAAAUUCUCUAACAUUUAUCAAACAAGAAAACGAACUAUCUGUUAACAAAAGCUCAAUAAGUGGAGAAGAGCUAGAAAAUUUAGAAACUGUCGUAAAAUCAGAAUUAACCGAGGCUUCAAAAUAUAGUACUUAUUAUGAAGAUGAUAACUUGUACUUGAAUGACUUAAACAAUGAAAAUUCUCUAAAUAAUAUUGAUUCAGAAGAGAAACGUACAUCUCAUAAAAAUCUAAGUAACAUUAAUACAGAUGACAUACCUACAAAUAUAUUAACUGAAAAUAAAAAUUUAAUUAUUGACACUUCAGCAAAAAUUGACGAAUUAAAAAGGCAUAUGUGUUUAACAUGCUUCGAAAUAUUUCCUAAUCCAAGAGAAUUAUUAAACCACUACCGUACAAUAGAACUAGAGCGAUACAAUACAAAUAAUAUUGGUAACAAUGACAAAACCGAGCCCGUUCAAUAUAAACUGUAUGAAUCUGAAGAUGGUACUUUAGUGUAUAAAUGUGAGAAAUGUGAUAGGAAAUAUGUACACAAGGCUUUAAUUGAGAGGCAUAUUAAGAGUCAUAUUGAGAAGAGGCCAUUUUUGUGCAAAUUGUGUGGUAAAACAUAUCAAACGGCAUCAAUAAUAGUUUCUCAUGGCAAGAUGCAUACCGGUGAAGUAUAUACGUGUUUAUACAACUGUGGCUACCAGUCUGUUCAUAAACACGUUAUUAAAGAUCACGAGAAACGUCACAGGAAGGAGUUUAAGUAUAAAUGUGAAACGUGCGGCAAAGGUUUUCAAGUGAGAACAUCGUAUGAACAGCAUCAGAACAUCCAUAAUGGCAUCAAACCGUUUUCAUGCGAAAUAUGUGGCAUGAAGUUCCAUUUACACAAAUACCUUACUACCCACCGCAGUAACGUCCAUCCACAAACGUCUGUUCGUAAACCUUGGGUAUGCAAGCACUGCUUACUACCGUGUGAUUCUAAAAACAGUCUCAAUAUACAUUUAAAGGAUAAACACGACAUUAUAGUAAAAAUUUCAAUACUCUGCGAUAUCUGCGGCAAAGUGUUCAGAGACACCCAGCAGCUUAAAUCUCACCAGAGGAGUGUUCAUCUCAACAUCAAGCCUUACACUUGCAGUGUAUGUAAUAAAUCAUUUCCUAAGAAAUUUACACUGAAAGUACACGAACAGACGCACACAGGGAAAAUGUAUGUAUGCAGUGUGUGCGAUAAAAAGUUCUUAAGACAAAGUAGUCUACAGAGGCAUUUACAACGUUUCCACGCAGAGUCGCAAGGCAGUGAUCAAAAAUGUAAUAAAAUGUUGCUAUCGAAUUUGAAAACACAAAGACAUGUCAAAAAUUCUUCUAAAACUGUUAAUAUUACACCAACAGCAUAAUUAUUGUAUAAUUGUCUUCCAAGUUGUAAUUUUAUAAUUCUUCUUGUGAUUAAUUUUUU
Molecule: messenger RNA, 1644 nt
Organism: Melitaea cinxia (Glanville fritillary)
Lineage: Eukaryota; Metazoa; Arthropoda; Insecta; Lepidoptera; Nymphalidae
Product: gastrula zinc finger protein XlCGF26.1-like
Exons: 8
Coding region: 92-1585 (497 amino acids)
Biological process (GO): regulation of transcription by RNA polymerase II
Cellular component (GO): nucleus
Molecular function (GO): RNA polymerase II transcription regulatory region sequence-specific DNA binding; DNA-binding transcription factor activity, RNA polymerase II-specific
Source: RefSeq, a predicted model, not a curated record